Schistosoma rodhaini is the source of this 280-nucleotide messenger RNA. The record is from the annotation of a GenBank genome assembly. NCBI's taxonomy places the organism in Eukaryota, Metazoa, Platyhelminthes, Trematoda, Strigeidida, Schistosomatidae.
CACAAAUUCAAUUCAAAACUACAAUGCAUAUUAAAUUUUUAGUCGCACUUUUUUUAAUCACCAUUAACGUGAUUUAUUCACAGAAGACACAAGAUAAAUCAAAAAAUGAGAAAAAGGAAUUAGAAGAAAUAAAAAAAACACCACAAUAUCAACAAGUUAGAACAAAAGUUAUCAAUGCAUUAUCAGAUAAAAUUGAUAAUUAUGUAUUGGAUCAAAUAAGAAAAAAACAAUAAACAUUAAUUCCAAAUAAUCAACCCCCCUCCAUAAUUUGUUAAAUUCC